AUGAUAACCAAAGCCGGAGUUCCCUCCAAUCAGAUUGUCGUUGGUGUGGCUAGCUACGCGCGUUCCUUCCAGAUGACCGAAGCUGGAUGCUGGGACGAGAGUUGCACUUUUGUCGGGCCGAACUUGGGGGCAGUUCCAGGCCCAUGCACAAACGGCGCUGGCUAUAUCUCUAAUGCUGAGCUGGCAGCGAUUAUGGAAGACGAAGAUGUCUACAUGUAUAUCGACAAAACUUCCAAUUCCAACAUCAUGGUGUGGAAUGACACUCAGUGGGCUGCAUUCAUGGACGACGAUACCAAGGCCGUUCGCAAAGAGCUGUAUGCUAGUAUGAACUUCCUUGGACCGGCCGACUGGGCCAUUGACCUGCAAACCUCCAAUGAUACAUUGGGUUCAAACGCCUCAUCCGAAUCUUGUCAGAUCUCCAUCGAGCCCUCCAUCUGGAGUGAUGACAAUCCAGUCAUUACCGCCCAGUCCGGGUGCACAAUUAUAUGGCCUCCGAUGCCACUGAGCAGCACCACUACAAUCUCUUUCUCUGGAUGGACGACACGUCUCACCUGGCAGUCAACCUCAACAAAGACAAUGACGUUUGAGGAUAAUUCGACUUUAGUGUACCACGCAUAUUGUGACAUUGUGGUGCCCACCGUUCUCUCAAUCGCUCCCGUCACAACGGAUGCCAUUCCAGUUUGGCAUCAGGUUCCAUCGUCAGGCCAGACUGUUAUGUACCAGACAAGCUCAGUGCUUCCUAGCCCAUUCCCCGUUGUCAUGACUCCUACCGUGGGUGGUACCACCACCAUUAUUGGAGGAACUAGCACUACUAUGCCUGGGUUCACUUUCUCUUCUGGCAAUAUCACCUACGCGAUGCCCUCUUGGAUCGACGUGUACGGAGGUGGAAGUGGCAGUGGCAGCGACAGCGGUGCCGGUGACGACGAUGAUACUACCACGUGGACGUCCACGUCGACAGAAAGUGGGCGCUAUGACACUUUGCCCGGCAUGGCCUCUGCGAUUGCUGAGGAUGAAUUUGAAUCUACCACGAAUGCUCUCACGGCCUUUCAGGCGUUGGGGACCGCUGAAUCCGGGCUCAUGGCCUCUAUCUGGGGCGAUGGGCCCACUGCUUCAGCCACGAGGACAGCGACAGGAACCGCAACCACUAAAGCUACUGGCACCGUCGGUACUGCCACAGCAACGGCAACUGGCUGCAGCAAUACACUGGGCUGCACCGUCUUUCAAGACCCAGAUCACGGUAGCGAUUCCUACUGCCAGUGCCCAGGUUACGACGGUUCCUUGCCUCUGCUCACGGGCUCUGCCAGCUUCUGUGGCUAUACAUCCCUGCCCACGACAACAUCCAAGGCUGCCACCACCACCAGAGCCACGGUCCCCUACCCCUAUACCUUCACUGACAUUUACGGUGUUGUGGUCGCCUGUGAGGCGGAAACAUCCCUCAAUUACGCUGGCUACGCCGUCACCGAGUGUGCUGGCUCAAGAACCACGCAGAAGGAUGUAACCAUUACAGUGACCGAGGUAGUCACCAUCUCUGCCAUGAAUAAAUUGUGCGAGGGCGGCGGCUAUUUUGCAUGCGUCCAGCUUACGGAGGACACUGGUAUACUUGGGUGUCCGGAGCUUCCGAGGGCCAAAGAGAAAUGUGAGCAACCUAUCUUCUACCAGGCACAGUCAUUAUGUGGGGAACGGUGUACGUACACGUCGUCGACUUACACCACGACCUACGCGACGCUAGCACCAUAA
Molecule: messenger RNA, 1737 nt
Organism: Penicillium bovifimosum
Lineage: Eukaryota; Fungi; Ascomycota; Eurotiomycetes; Eurotiales; Aspergillaceae
Exons: 4
Coding region: 1-1737 (578 amino acids)
Source: RefSeq, a predicted model, not a curated record